AUGUGCCACUUUCAGGUCUCCUCACACUGCUGGUGUGUUCCAUUUUUUGUCAUAGGGUGCUGGCAGAUUACGGGCCUCCAAUAGCUGCUGCCAGGCCCCUAAUCUGCCAUGGGCCCCUGUACCGCCUCCUCAUGCUGCUGCCAGGUCCAUAGUCUCUCAUGGGUCCCUGUACAGCCUCCCAUUGCUGCUGUCUCCAUCGCCACACUCUGCCAUGUGCCACUUUCAGGUCUCCUCACACUGCUGGUGGGUUCCAUUUUUUCAUAGGGUGCUUUAUGGCCUCCCAUUGCUGCCUGCCUCCACCGCCACACUGUGGCUCCACACUCUGGUUUUGGCCCCGUGACUGCCCAAAUGAGUGAAGUCUUGCGGUGAUUCUUAAGAUCAUACCACCAUCAUC
Messenger RNA from Staurois parvus, 394 nucleotides. The record is from the annotation of a GenBank genome assembly. NCBI's taxonomy places the organism in Eukaryota, Metazoa, Chordata, Amphibia, Anura, Ranidae.